Molecule: messenger RNA, 1830 nt
Organism: Mycosarcoma maydis (corn smut)
Lineage: Eukaryota; Fungi; Basidiomycota; Ustilaginomycetes; Ustilaginales
Exons: 1
Coding region: 1-1830 (609 amino acids)
Source: RefSeq, a predicted model, not a curated record
AUGCCAGGCAUCUCCAAGAAGCCUUCUUUCAACGCGCAGCAGGCGGGCAGUCCUCACGUCUCGCCUCACAAAAAGACGGUGCGACUGGCGGAGAACCCUCAUGUCUCGGCUUUCCUCUCUCCUAAAUCGCGUAUCUUUACCGGUGGUCAUGGAUACCCCGGUGUUCCUACACGAGGCAAUGGUCCUGCCUCGUCUGCUUCUACGGGUACUGCUGGUGGCUUUGGUGCGUCUUCUGCUUCGUCCGAGGCCUUUUCAAUCGCUGGAAAGCAGCUCACUCCGGAAGAGGUCGCUCAGAAGAUCGCUUCCAUGCUCAAACCGGGUCCUCCCUUCUUCAGUCGCGUUUCAAACGCCGAUUUGAUCGAUUACAUCUCAGAUACGAGCAUCAUGAACUGCGAUAAGCUCAGGGCUCAGGCGGCAGCAGUGGAGGCAAAGAAACAAGCCAAUCGCGCUGCGGCUUCGUUCGCUCCUUCUGGCACCGUCGUCCGUCGCAGGGCCGAAGAAGAAAGCUGGACAGGAGUGGGAACGGUUUGGUCGAGCCUCGAUGGUUUGCCUGCCGGUGCUGGGUGGAGUCGUAUUCCUGGUACGCCUGGCAGUCAAACUGGAUCGACCCUCUCAACCAAAUCUACCAGCAGCACCGGCGCUCUGCAAGACGAUGGCCUGUGGAACGCUAUCACGCUUUCGUGCGAUAUCGACUGCACCGCCGUUGAACUCGCCAAGAGCGUUGUGGUCCCUACACAGGAGUUGGAGAAGAACCACUUUUUCAACGGUAACACCCAGUGCCUGUUUGAUGAUAUCGGUGCGGGAGUCAAGUACAGAUUUGACAACCUCGUCGGGAAGGCUUCUUCGGGAGGGUUGCGUCACAAACAGUCGUCUUCCGCUCUGGGAAAUGGAGCAAGCAAAGUUGCACCCAACUACCUCUCCUUGUCCGCCUACACCGAUCCCAACAGUACCGCUUUCGGUGCGACUUCGUUCGAGCUCAAGUGGCCGAGCUGGAUGCCAUGGGGAAAGAAGCAGACAUCCACGCCUGCCAACAGUGACGCGUCCACGCCCACUAUGCCUGCAGAUGGCGGGGCAAAACGUGUGUGGGUGCCGAGCUCCACCAAAGUGUCGCUCCACGCUUCGUGGUGGGGCUACAACUUGUACCUGCCACAGCCAGUGCUCGACUCUCUCGACGGCGACGUGGAUGAAGCUGAGAAGAUCGCCAACUUGAUCAACAAGUGCUUGAACUACAUCCUGAACAACGUCCCCGCUGGCUUGCCGGCUAGCUUUGCCGCCGUGGUGACCAUCUUGAAGGCCAUCGCUCCUACCACGGGCUACAUCAGCACGUUUAUUGGCUGGAGCUGGGAUACCAUCAAGGGCUUUAACAAGGGUCAGGGCGUGGUUUUGAGUGCGACGUGGAUCUUACCCGUGGCGUUGAUUCCGCGAGCUUGGGAUGCUCCGAGUAGUUCGGCUGGGGGCAGCACACCAACUGCUCCCGCUGCGCCCACUCCAGCCACACCGUCUGAUGAUGCAUCCACCCCAACCCCAACCCCAACCACAGGCUCUGGCUCUGGCACCACAAUGACUGCUCAAGACACCUCGACCGCCGAUCCGGAAGACACGCCGUUACCGGACCCCACCAAACCUGCGGUUCCGGCCCCUGGCGCUACGCUACCACCCACAAACCCGUCCACCGUCUCGCUCGACUUUUCUCCACCCCCCUCGAACGAAACGUCAAACGCCAAAUACCCAGGAGACCAGUACGGCCGCGGUGGAGACCAAUCCACCUCCGCCCCCAUGGGCGACACCCCGGCUCCAGCAAACCAAACCCCAAUCGAUGCGGAAUCCUAA